AUGGCUAAUAAAUUUGGAGAAGGGUCUCAAGCAGAUUAUGAAAAGUUUAUGGUCUAUAAAAAAUCAGACACUUAUAAAGGUGUCCCAGCAGGAGAAACUUGGGUUUGGUAUACUAAUCCAAAUCCAAGACCAAAAACAGAAAUUGGAGAGAAUGGAAUGGAAAAAGAACAAGAUUAUGAUGAGUUCUAUACUGCAAAAGUAGUAACUGAAACAAAAGAUCAAUACAUUUUAGAUACAGAAAGAGGAGAAUUAAAAGUAGAUAAGAAAAAUUGUUUCAUGAGAAAUCCAAUGAAAUUCGAUGGUGUUGAUGAUAUGUCUCAAUUAACUCAUUUAUCUGAAGCUACUGUCUUAUAUAAUUUAAGAAUUAGAUAUAUGGAAGAUAUUAUUCAUACAUAUUCAGGACUUUUCUGUGUUGUAAUUAAUCCAUACAAAUUUUUCCCAAUUUAUACACCAUUUAUUGUUAGUAAAUAUCAAGGAAGAAGAAGAGAAGAUGUUGCACCACAUGUAUAUGCAAUUGCUGAUGGAGCUUAUAGAGCUAUGCUUGAUCCAGCAUCAAAAUUUAGAAAUCAAUCAAUUCUUAUUACAGGAGAAUCAGGAGCAGGUAAAACAGAAAAUACCAAGAGAGUUAUUCAAUUCCUUGCAAUGACUGCAGGACAAUCAAAGAAAGCAGGUCAACUUGGAGAAUUAGAAGAACAAUUGAUUGAUUUGAAUCCAAUGCUUGAAGCUUUUGGUAAUGCUAAAACUGUUAAGAAUAAUAAUUCAUCAAGAUUUGGUAAAUUCAUUGAAAUUCAAUUCUCUAAUGGAGGAAAGAUUGUAGGAUGUAUUAUGUCAUCAUAUCUUCUUGAAAAGUCAAGAGUUGUUUAUCAAGCAAGAGAAGAUAGAAAUUAUCAUAUUUUCUAUCAAUUAUUGGCUGGUGCUACUGCUCAACAAAAAUCAGAAAUGCAUCUUGAUAGACCAGAAUCAUAUAAAUUAAUUUAUCAAAAUAAAAAAUCACCACAAGAAUUAAAUGUUGAGUAUAUGGAUGAUGCAGAAGAAUUUAAGAACACUAUUAAGGCUAUGAGAACAAUGAAUAUUACUGAUGAUGAACAAAAUCAAAUCUUUAAGAUUGUUGCUGGUAUGUUACAUCUUGGAAAUGUUGAAUAUAGUCAAGGAAGAGAUGGAGCUGAAUUAGCUAAUCCAGAAACAUUUGCUAAAGCAGCUGAAUUAUUUGGAGUUGAUGCUGAGUCACUUAGAAAAGCUAUUAUUCAACCAAAGAUUAAAGCAGGUCUUGAAAUUAUUGAAAGACAUUUGUCAAAAGAAGAAGCUGAAUUUAACACUACUGCUACUUUGAAAGCUAUUUAUCAUAGAUUGUUUGUCUUUAUUGUUAAUAAAGUUAAUGAAGUUAUGGGUAAAGCCGGAGCACAUUCUAUUGGUAUUCUUGAUAUUGCCGGUUUUGAAAUUUUCAGAGAGAAUUCAUUUGAACAAUUAUGUAUUAACUUGACUAAUGAAAAAUUACAACAAUUCUUCAACAACCAUAUGUUCAAUUUAGAACAAUUAGAAUAUCAAAACGAAGGUAUCCCAUGGACACAUCAAAAUUUCGGAGAUGAUCUUCAACCAGUUAUUGAUUUAAUUGAAAGUAAGAUUCCAGCAGGUAUUCUUGCUAUGCUUGAUGAACAGUCAUUUGUUGCAUCAGGAAGUGAUGAAAACUUCCAUGCUAAUAUUUGUAAUACAUUUGGAAGAGGACAUCCAAGAUUUAGAAAACCAAGAAUUGGAGGAGAUGGAGUUUAUGAAUUUGAUAUUCUUCACUAUGCUGGAACUGUUACCUACAAUGCUAGGGAUUGGGUUAAGAAGAACAGAGAUCCAUUAGAAAGAGAUAUUCAACAAGUCUUUAUUGGUAAAGAUUCAAGUUCAUUGAUUAGUAGAUUAUUCAGAAUUACUGAAGGUAUUGCUGGUUCAUCUGGUGAUGAUAUGGGAACUGGUAAAGGAAGCAGUAAAGCAGCUAAGUUCUUAACUGUAGGAUCAAAUCACAAAGCACAAUUAGAAGAAUUAAUGAGAAAAUUAAAGAUGACUAACCCACACUUCAUUAGAUGUAUUCUUCCAAAUACUCAAAAGAAACAAAGAUAUUUCGUUGAUUCAACAGUAUUGAAACAAUUAAGAUGUAAUGGUGUCCUUGAAGGAAUUAGAAUUACUCGUAUGGGAUAUCCAAAUAGAAUGAUUUAUAGUGAAUUCUUAAAGAGAUACUAUUUCCUUGGAGAUAAAAUUAAUAGAAGAGCUUCAGAUGAAAAGGCUACUGCAUCUACUCUCAUGAGACAAAUUAUUGAGAAAUAUAAGAAAGAUGGACAACCAAGAGCUAAAGAAGGAGAUUAUCAAUUUGGUAAAACAAAGAUUUUCUUCAGAGUUGGUAUUCUUGCUGAAAUUGAAGAAGUUAGAGAAGCUAAGAUUUCAGAAAUGCUUGGAGGUCUUCAAGCAUGUGCUAGAGCUUUUGCUGCUCGUAAACAUUUCAGUGUAUUAAGAGAACAACAAGUUGCUGUUAUUGUUAUUCAAAGAACACUUAAGAGUUGGGUUACUUUCAGAAAUUGGGCAUGGUGGAAAUUAUAUGUUAAGGCUAGACCAAUGUUAAAGAGAAGAAACUUUGAAGAAGAAGGAAAGAAGAAAGAUAAAGAAAUUGAAGAUCUUAAGAAGAAACUUGCUGAAGAAAUUAAGAAGAGAGAAGCUGCUGAAAAUGCACUUGCUAGUGCUACAGCAAAGAUUGGUGAAUUAGAAGCUAAGAUUCAAGAUCUUGAAGAUAAGAUUUCAGAAUUAGAAAGCAAAUUAUCAGCUGCUGAAUUAGAUAAACAAGAAUUGAAUUUGAAGAUUGAAAAUCUUGAAGAAGAUAAAGAAGAAUUGAAAGAAACUAUUGAUAAACUUAAAGGAGAUUUGAAAGAUUCCAAAUUGAAAGGAGAAGAUUUAGAGGAUGAAAUCACUGAAUUGAAUUCUCAAAUCAAUACUUUGAAUGCUACUGUAGACAAGAAAGACAAGACAAUUGCUGAAAUGCAAGAAAGUAUUGAAGAAAAAGAAGAUGAAAUUACUAAAUUAAAGGGAGACAUUAAAUUACUUGAAGAAGAAAAGGAUGAUCUUGAACAAGACAGAGCUGAUGUUAGUGCUACUAAGGAUGACAUUGCUAAGAAAUUGAAUAAGAUUACAAUUGAAUGUGAAGAUGCUAAGGAUGAAAUUGCCAAAUUAGAACAAGAAUUAGAAGAUGAAGAAAAUAAGAAUAAAGAUCUUACCAAUGAAUUACAACAAACACAAUUAAAACUUGGUGAAACAGAAAAGAGUCUUGCUGCUCAAGUUGCUGCUACUAAGAAAGCAUCUGAUGAAAGAGAUACUUUAAGUCAAAAUCUUGAGAAUGAAAAAUUAACUACUAAGAAUCUUACUAAAACAAAAGCAGAUUUAGAAAAGAAGAUUAGUGGAUUAAAACAAGAUUAUGAAGAUUUAGAAGAUGAUAAGAAUAAGAUUGAAGGUGAUUUGAGAAAUGCUCAAAGAAAGAUUAAAGAACUUGAUGAUGAAAUUACUAAAGGAGCAGAUGUUUCACAAUAUCUUCAAAAACAAAAAGAAGAAUAUGAGUCUCAAAUUGCUAAAAUGCAAGAAGAAAAAGAGUCAAUUGGAAAUGAUGUUAAAAAUAAAGAAAAAACAAUUAAAGAAAAGGAAUUAGAAAUUCAAAGCUUACAAGAAAAACUUGAUGAAACAGAAGUUGAAAAAGAAGAUGCUGAAAAGAAGAAGAAAGAAAUUGAAAAGGAAAUGAAAGCACUUCAAGAAGAAAAAGAAAAUGUCGAAAGUAGUAAGAAUUCAACAGAAAAGGAUAAGAAGAAACUUGAAGAUAAUUUGAAAGAUACUCAAAAGAAACUUGAAGAUAUGACUGCUGAUAAUGAAAAACUUAAAGCUAAAGCAAAGGAUCUUGAAGCACAAUUGAAUGAAGUUCAAGAUAAUCAUGAAAAGGCUGUUGCUGAUGCUGAAGUUUUGAAUAAGAAGAAGGCACAAAGUGAUAAAGAAUUGAAUUCAUUGAAAGCUGAACUUGAAGCACUUACUAAAGCCAAAUCUGUUGUUGAAGCUAAGAAUAAAGAUAGUGAAAAUGAAAAAGCAGCACUUAGUGAAGAAAUUGAUCAAGCUAAUGAAAAAUUAAAGAACAUUCAAGCUGAUUUAAGAAAAGCAACUGCUGAUUUACAAGAAGCUAAUGAAAAGAAGGCUGAAGUUGAAGCACAAAGAGAUAAACUUGUUGCAGAUAAUAAGAAGAUGACAAAGACCUUAGAAGAGAUUAAAGCUCGUGAUGAAGAAAAUACAUACAAAGUUGAAAAUUAUGAAAAGGUAAUUAAACGAAAAGAAGCUGAUUUAGAAGAAGCCAAUGAAAACCUUGAUAUUGAAAAGAAAGAUAGAAUGAAUAAAGAAAAACAAGUUAAAAAAUUAGAAGGAGAAUUGAAAGAAACUAAAGAUAAAUUGAAUGCUGCAAUUGCUGAAAAGGAUUCAAUCUUCACUGCUAAGAAACAAUCAGAUGCUGAUCUUGAAGAAUUAAAUAAGACUGUUGAAGAACAUGAUGAAGUUGUUGCUAAAUUAAAUACACAAAUUACUAAAUUAACAAGAGAUAAUCAAAGUGCAGAAGAAGAACUUAAUGAAUUAAGAAGUAAAGCAGAUAAAGAUAAGAAGAAAAUCUCAGAACUUGAAGAACAAGUUAAUGAACUUGAAUCAAGACCAGUUGGAACAGGAAAUGCUGAUGAAAAUGAAAUUAAGAUUAGAGAUGCACAAAUUGCAGAUUUGAACAAGGCUCUUGAAAUGAAAGGUGAUCAAAACAAUCAACUUCAAGCCACAAAUAAAGAAUUGAAAGCUAAAAAUAAUGAUUUAACAAGUAAGAUUGAAAUUGCUGAGAAUGAAAUGAAGAAAUUAGAAAAUGCUAAAAAGAGACUUGAACAAGAUAAGGAUGAAGCUGAUAAAGCAGUUAGUGAACAAACAAUUAAGAGAAAAGGACUUGAAGAAGAAGUUAAGAAAUUAACAACUGAAAUUCAAGCACUUAAAUUCCAAAUUAAUGCCCCAAGUAGUGUUGCUCAAGAAGAAGAAAAACAAAGACUUGAAAGUGAUAUUGCUGAAUUAAAGGAACAAUUAGAACAAGAAAGAACUACUGCAGCUAAUGCUGAAGCUGAAAGAAAGAAGAUUCAAGCAGAACUUGAUGAAGUUAAAUUCAACUUAGAAGAUGUUACUAACCAAAGAGAGAAAUUAGUUGCUAAGAACAGUGAAAAUGAUGCUGAAAUUGAUUCUCUUAAAGAAGAAAAGAAAGCUCUUGAAGAUGAAAUUGAGAAGAUUACUGACGAUAACAAUAAGUUGAAUGAAGAAAUUGAUUCACUUGAUCGUAAAUAUAAUGCUCUUCUUGAUAGUAAAGAUAGUGAUGUUUCCAUGAAGGAGAAGUUCCAAGAUGAAUUGAAAGUUACUAAGGAUGCUCUUGAAACCGAAAAGAAGAAUCAUGCUGAAACUAUGAGACUUAAAGGAAGAUUAGAGAAAGAAGCUGCUGAAGUUCAAGUUAGACUUGAAGCCCUUCAAAAGAAUCUUGACCUCGCACAACAAGAAAAAGCUAAAGCUACUAAAGAUUAUAGAGCUGCUGAUGGAGAAUUGAAAUCAUUGAUGAAUGAAUUAGAUGAUGUUAAGGAUCAAUUAGAUAAAGCACAAGAUGAUCUUGCUGAUAAGGAAGAUGAAUUAGCUACCCUUGAUCAAAAGUACAAGACUCUUGUUAAACAAAAGAGUGUCUUUGAUUCAAGAAUUCAAGAAAUGCAAGAACAACUUGAUCUUGAAAAAGCUGGUAGAGCUAAAGCACAAAAACAAAAACAAGCAUAUGAAAAGAAAUUACAAGAAUUACAAGAAAAUGAUAAUGAUUUCGAAGAAUAUAAAGAAACUGCUGAUAAAAGAAUUAAUACAUUGUCUGCUCAAAAGGAUGACCUUCAAAAAGAAUUGGAAAAAGAAAGAGGACUUAAACAAGAUUCAGAAAAAGAAGUUCAAAGACUUAGAGUUAAAUGUCAAGAACUUGAAACCAAAGUUGCUGAAGUUGGAGGAGCUAAUGUUUCUAUUGCUAAAGUUAAAGCUAAAUAUGAAGCUGAAAUUGAAGAAUUAACAACAGAAGCUGAAGAUGCUCUUAAGGCUAAGAUGAAAGCUGAAAAGAAGGCUAAGACCAGCCAAAAGAAAUUAGAUGAACUUCAAAAGACUAUUGCUGAUUAUGAAACUAAAGAAGCUACCUUCAAUACUCAAAUUGGAAAGACUCAAGCUGAACUUAAGAAAUAUCAACAACAAGUUAGAGAUGAUGAGACUAGAAUGAGUAGUCUUGAAGAUGAAAUUAAGAAAGGAACUGAUGCUCUUGCUAAUAAACAAUUAGAACUUGAUAAGGUUAAUAAACAAUAUGAGAAAUUAAAGAAACAAUAUAAGAGACUUGCUGCUGCUAAGGACAGUGAUGAUGAUUCUGAUUAA
This is a messenger RNA of Entamoeba nuttalli P19, 6456 nucleotides long. RefSeq names its product myosin heavy chain. Gene Ontology annotation, cellular component: cytoplasm; myosin complex; vesicle. Gene Ontology annotation, molecular function: ATP binding; actin filament binding; microfilament motor activity. The coding region runs from base 1 to 6456 and encodes 2151 amino acids. The record is from RefSeq and is a predicted model, not a curated record. The transcript has a single exon. NCBI's taxonomy places the organism in Eukaryota, Evosea, Mastigamoebida, Endamoebidae. Gene Ontology annotation, biological process: vesicle transport along actin filament; actin filament organization.